Molecule: messenger RNA, 2577 nt
Organism: Aspergillus tanneri
Lineage: Eukaryota; Fungi; Ascomycota; Eurotiomycetes; Eurotiales; Aspergillaceae
Product: cell division control 45 family protein
Exons: 2
Coding region: 1-2577 (858 amino acids)
Biological process (GO): mitotic DNA replication preinitiation complex assembly; double-strand break repair via break-induced replication; DNA replication initiation
Cellular component (GO): DNA replication preinitiation complex
Molecular function (GO): DNA replication origin binding; single-stranded DNA binding; chromatin binding
Source: RefSeq, a predicted model, not a curated record
AUGUAUCUACCGCGCCAGCUAAUAUCGCAUCUCUACCUCCAACUACUCCAAUCGCACCACCCACUGUCGCCGCCCGUGCUAAUCCUCGUGGCUCUGGAGCCCGAUGCUCUCUGUGCUUGUCGAAUCCUCACUUCCCUGCUAAAACGCGACUAUAUCCCUCAUAAGAUCCAACCCGUUGCCGGAUAUGGUGACCUCACCCGUGCUGGGGAAGAGCUGGUUAAGCCCAUGCAGACCACAAAUGGUGGUAGUGGUGGGGUAGUGGUCUGCUUGGGUGUGGGAGGCCUGGUAGACCUCAGUGAGAUUCUCUGUUUAUGUAAUCCAGAGGAGGAGGUCGAGGACAUGGGAGGAGUCGAAGUUUGGGUCUUUGACGCGAGACGGCCUUGGAAUCUGGCCAAUGUAUUUGGGGGCGAGAUUUCGACAGGGCCAGCUUCAGUUGAAACGGAUGCCACUGUGCGGCGAAACACGCGUGGUGUGGACAAGGGGUGCAUUACCCCUUCUUUUAGAGCGGGGAAAGGAGGGAUCAUUGUCUACGACGAUGGGGAUAUUAUGGAGGAGAUGACCAGGGAACGGGAGGCCUACUGUGCACUCCUGGAAAUGCCAGAGGUGGAUGAUGACGGGGAAGAAGACGACGAAUCUGCCAGUGAAGGCGAGGCUGAUGACCCCUCCAGCUCAGAGUCCAGAAAGCGCAAAUCAUGGUCACGGGAGGACGAUGAUGAAGAAUUCAAAGACGACGAUGGGCCGCCCCGUCAGCGGAGAAGGAGUAAUUCGGGGUCUUUCAUUGCUUCGUCCCCAACCAGUAGGCGGAGGACUGCUCACGACUCCUCGAACUCGUCGCGCUCCGUUACUCCGACCUCAGAACCCUCUUCACCUACGCAGCCGAAGCAGCCUUCGGCCCGUUCACUGAGGCGGCGGCUCCUCCGAAUGAAAAGAAAGCAUGAAGGCGUGUUACAGACAUAUUACUCCUCAGGCACUUCCUACUCGGAGCCUAUAUCCUCCCUGGUAUAUUCGCUUGCAUCUGAAUUAGGUCGAGAAGACAACGAUCUGCUUUGGCUGGCCAUUGUAGGUGCAUCUAGCUUGGAGUUGAGUGGGCGUACGAUGUCUGGUGUUGGGAUCUCCAGUGCGUCCGAAUCGGGAGGCUCAGCAGGCUGGGGAGGUGAGAGGGGCGAGCGAAUACGCCAAAUACUCCGAGAUGAAGUCCACCGGCUAAAUCCCCCCGACCCUUACGAACGAGAUCGCGACAUCAGGGGGGAAAUCAACGGGGUGAUUCCGACCGCUGCCAAAUCACCUACCGACAAAUCAAUCCGGCUGUCCCCAGAACCUCGCUUUAUCCUCGUACGGCACUGGUCUCUGUAUGAGAGCAUGCUUCAUAGCCCCUACUUAGCGUCGCGGCUGCAUGUCUGGACUGAGAAUGGCAAGAAACGACUACAUAAGCUCUUGGCAAAGAUGGGAAUCAGUUUGAGCCAGUGCCACCAAAACUAUACACACAUGGAUAUGGAACUGAAACGAGUGCUACGCCAGCGCUUGCUCAAAUAUGCGCCUAUGUACGGCCUGGAUGGGUUAGUUCCUCCGGAGGCAUCUGGACAUGCUGCCUCCCGGGAGGGAUGGGGGUUUGUACGGUGCUGGGGUUGGAAGGCCUGCCUCUCGGCUACAGAUGUCGGUGUCAUUGUGGGUGCCAUGCUCGAAGUUGGACCAGAAGAGGCCCCUGGUUCUUGGGAUUCAAGGCGCAUCUCUCGGCCACGAAGUGCACCCGAGCCUCACCAGUCCGAAGGAUCAACCAAAUCGGAUCUAGCCAGUCUCCUGCCUCGGUUCUGGAGUGCAUACGACGCUCUAUCUCUUACAUCGGAGUCCCCUACGCUUCUGCUAGCGGCGCUUCCUCUUGCUCAGCAUCUUUAUCGUGCCAUCCUCCGCACCGGUACAUCAUUGCUUUCGAAACAUCAAAUUCGGCAUCUGCGAGCCUUCCGAAUUGCUGUUGUCAAAGAAGGGCCCGACGUCAAGCUGUUUACGAACCCGGGAGCAUUGACCAAACUAGCCCUGUGGAUUGCCGAGGCUAUCAAGGUCCAGGAACGCGAGCGAGGUGAUUCCGUUAAGAUUGGACGGAAACGGGCUGCCGGUACCCCUCUCGUCCUGGCUGGGCUUGAUGAGGACCGGGGACUGUAUGUCGUGGUUGGCACUGGUGGAGGCGGAGGGGUGGUUGACUUCGCUGCUUUGUCCAAGCGUCGGGAAGAGCGUCGAAAGAAGAAGGAAGCCAAAGACAAGAAGCGGAAGGAGAAGGAAGAACGACGAGAGAAACGCGCAGCCGAAAGGGCUGAGAGGGAAGAAGACGAUGAUGAACGAGAAGAUACUGAAGAGGAAGAAUCGUCCGAAUCCGAGUCCGAGUCCGAAUCUGAAGAUGAGCAAGAUUCCCGUGGUAAUACGUAUCUCCUCCGAAAUCGAUUCGGAAUCGCGUUCCAAGAAGUUGUACAGGAGACCAAUACUCGAGUCCGCAUUGAUAGUUUCGAACAUUGUGUAGUCGAAGUACAGAAGGAAGAUCUCGGUGGAUUUCUCGAAGCCCUAAGCUUCCGCAGUGUCGUGGGUUGA